AUGGCUGCUAUGGGUGAGAGAGGCUGUCGUCAGCUGCUGGCGGUUUGGGGUAUUUCAGGACGGCUCGGUGGGUGUUAGCUACCACUAGCCAGUGAUUCAGGAAGAGGAUCCUGAGGAAAGGAUAACCUCAAUGCUGUCAUCCUACGCCGAGCCACCUACAAUUAGAUGUAUUUCAACUGUAUAAUCAGGCAGAAUGGUAGACACACUGAUGACCAUGGACUUUCCCUGGUUUCCUUUCAGUGCAUGUCCUACCAGCGACCACGGCCAAGAAGAGUCUGUGGAGACUGUUUGAAGGUAAGAACGCAACUCUCUUGUUCUCUGCAUUGUACGUGACUAAAAUAACGCAACAACAAUAAAUAUGUCCUAAAUAUUUCUGCAUAAGUGACUGACAACUGAAACACGAGUCUUCAGAGUUGUACGAUACUAUGACUGUGACUAAUCUGGUUGGUUUUGUGUGUUUCAGACGUGUACCUGUGCGCUGUGCUGAUCUGCUCUGUUGGACUGUUGUGCAUGUGCAUGUUCACCGUGGCGGUGACCUGCCAAUAUGUUCAGAGGAAGAAGAAGUUAAAAGGUGAGUAACACCCUAUCCCCCCUCUUUCCAUUCAACACUGAAACACUAAUCUGGGCCACAUUAACAGAUCAUUUAAAGCUAAUGGACUCUGAGAUGUAAAGCCAAGGCACGCUUUUUGAUGACAUGGUACAAUGUUUUUUGCCCAUCCUGCACUAAUGCUUUGUCUCAUUGCCUCAUAGACAACUACCAUUUGGUCAAGAGCCUACAGAACAGGUAACCUUCAUCAUUCAAACUAAAGUAACUGUGACUUAUACUUCAUCCACUAUGGUACACACAGACUCUUUUCUUCCAUGACUGCGAUGGAUACUUACAUUUCCCUGCUUUAAUUCUGCUGUGAACAUGCCUGUCUGCUGUCUGCAGUUCAGGGGAGAUGGUGACCAGUCUAGUCAGUGUGUCUUCUGCCCUGCCCAAAAAGCAGAGGAGGUACAGGAAGAAACGGAGCAAAACGCAGUCGGAGAUACCACCAGAAAUACCAGUUAAAGGUAAACAGACAGACUCUCAACAACAUCAUACAUCUGUACCACAAUUUCCCCUACCCAAGCAUGUAUGUUUUCUUACAAGCCUAUCUUCAUAUCCACAUUUGGGUAUAUGGUCUGGGGGAGGGAAUGUGGUUAAAGUGAUCAUCAGAGCAUAAAGGUGUACUGAAAACGGUGUGCUUCCUGAUGCUAGAGAUGUGAAUUAUCUGAGGAACAUUGCUUUACUUGCUACUACCUUUUGAGUCCAUAUAUGGAUCUACUAUACUGUACGUGCUGGAAUAGAUCAACCGGAAAAAGAGCAAAGCAACUUUUCUUUUCAACUCUUUGUGAUAUCAGUGUGUUACCAGAAAUAGUGCCAAGUUUAUGGUCAACUAAUCAUGUAAGACAGCUGAUUUUAAGAAAGUAACGUUUGUUCUUGAUGGUGAUAUUUUGGUUCACCCUUGAGAUUAAUAGGCUGAUGUUCGGCAGUUUUAAAGUGUUGCAUCUGUCUCACAAGGAGUUCAUGUCAUGUUGUAGUAGUCUGAAUGUGUCAAACAUUGUAUGUCUGUUCAACUCUGCUUUGACGUCUGCGUCCAAAUCAUCACUAAUCAAUGACAGGACGGGCAUGUAAACAUUGCAGACGGAGAACAUUUUCGUUCUGGGUUUGGGUUUGAGGGGGAAUAUGUUUUUUGUUACACAGACAAUGUGUUCCCUCGCUGCAUACAGUAAAUGAUCAUUGUAUUCUUCCACAGCACCCAUAGCAGACAAAAUCCCAAAACCCAAACUUUUAAAGGUACAGCCGAUGAAAGUGGUCUUGGUAAGUGUUCUGGGGUAACUCCUGAUUCUUACAUACAAUUUGUUAGGCAACAGCUACAGUAUUUCUGUAGAGGGCUGUCCAGAAAUCUAGCAUUUUCCUUUAAGUUGUUUUACUUUAAGUUUUACUUAGUUCGAUUUUUGUGUAUAUGUGACUGUUAUCCCGAGGUAAUUAUUGUCCAGUAUCAUAUUGUAAUAGACACAACAUGAAUAACUCGAUUGACAAGUCUGCUUCUUCACACGUUUCAUCUUUCUCCCCUGUAGCCGAAGAUUACAGAGGAGAGCCUGACAUAUGCAGAGCUGGAGCUGGUCAAGCCUCUGCCGGACAACAAAGCCUCGUGCACAAGCACCGUGUACGCCCAGAUCCUCUUUGAGGAGAGGCAAGUAUGA
Molecule: messenger RNA, 2229 nt
Organism: Coregonus sp. 'balchen'
Lineage: Eukaryota; Metazoa; Chordata; Actinopteri; Salmoniformes; Salmonidae
Source: the annotation of a GenBank genome assembly